AUGGAUACCUUAAGAAGAUUCACUUAUGAAAUAAUUUUUUAUGAAACAACACCUUCUUCUAUUCCAUCUGAUAUGAGCCAAAGGCUCGAAAAUAUAUUAUCUCUUAAUCCCGAAGAACCUAACAUUUGUCCUGUAUGCGAAAUUGAAAUUUCUCCACAACUUAGUGUACCGAUUACAAUAUUAGUGUGUAAACAUAUUUUCCACCAUGAUUGCAUCGUAAAUAGAACAUCUACUGAUUGUCCAAUAUGUGAAAUGGUAGCCGAACCAAGUCAGACUUCUUUCGUGGCUGAUAUAUUAGGGGAGAAUCUACAAAUAAGCUCAUUAGGAAAUCCAUCAGAAAAAUUACAAGAAUCGUCAGAGGAGGAUGAUGAAACCAACAAUGAAGGAUCAUCAGAAGAGGUCUCAUCAGAGGAGGAAUCAUCAGAUGGGAAAAUUCUUGAAGAAACACCAAAGCAACCUAUAAUUACACGUGGGCAAAAAAUAAUACAGGAUUUAAUAUUAGAAUUAUCUGUACCUACUGAAGGUGUUGAGAUCGCUGAAACUAGUAGUAAUGAAGAGCGUUCUAAUACUGAAACUACAAACCCUUCAGCACUGACUAUUGCCCAAUUUUUCCAAAGAGC
Molecule: messenger RNA, 620 nt
Organism: Entrophospora sp. SA101
Lineage: Eukaryota; Fungi; Glomeromycota; Glomeromycetes; Entrophosporales; Entrophosporaceae
Source: the annotation of a GenBank genome assembly